GCUGGGGGGCGCAGUGUUUGGAGCAGAGGACCCACCCUUGUACCACAGACAGUCAGCGGCUGCUACAGCGUCGCUGUGCUGCGGAGGACGCUGUUCUCAGAGCGAAGAUGGCGACUGUUUGGAGGCUGCAGAGAUACCUCCGGAGCUGAUACCGGGGGGAAGGAAAGGAAAAAUACACAUUUACCGUAAAACCACGUCCAAAAAAACGACAAUAAUGUCCCACUCCCCUGACAAUGAAGAUGGAUGCUUUGUUGCCAUGGAUACAGAGGACGACAGUACAGAGCCUGCUGGGAUAACAGAGGACAUAGACGCAAAGAUGGGGUCCUGCCAACAAGAAGGGAAUAUGGACAGUGGUGCCAAAGGUGAAGGGAGAACAAUGGUGGAGUUGCCAGAGGAAGUUCUGGAAUAUAUUCUCUCCUUUCUCUCACCUUACCAGGAGCACAAAACUGCUGCGCUUGUUUGUAAGCAAUGGUAUCGCCUCAUCAAAGGUGUUGCCUAUCAGUGCUACCAUGGUUUCUUGAGAGCUGUGCAGGAGGGAAACAUCCAGUGGGAAAGUCGAACAUACCCAUAUCCAGGAACACCCAUCACUCAGCGCUUCUCACACAGUGCAUGUUACUAUGACUCAAACCAGUCUAUGUAUGUGUUUGGGGGCUGCACUCAGAGUAGCUGCAAUGCUGCCUUCAAUGAUCUAUGGAGACUUGACCUUAACAGCAAGGAGUGGAUCCGCCCUUUGGCCUCAGGCUCUUAUCCGUCUCCUAAAGCUGGAGCGACUCUCGUAAUGCACAAAGAUCUGUUGGUGUUGUUUGGGGGAUGGACUCGCCCCAGCCCAUAUCCACUGCACCAACCAGAAAGGUUUUUUGAUGAAAUCCACACCUACUCUCCUUCAAAGAACUGGUGGAAUUGUAUAGUAACCACACAUGGACCUCCUCCUAUGGCUGGGCACUCUUCCUCUGUGAUUGGAAACACCAUGGUGGUGUUUGGGGGAUCACUAGGAGCACGUCAAAUGAGUAAUGAAGUCUGGGUUCUGGAUCUGGAGCAGUGGUCCUGGUCCAAACCACCCAUAUCGGGUCCAUCACCUCACCCACGUGGAGGCCAGUCACAAAUUGUGAUUGACGAUCAGACGCUGCUGAUCCUGGGAGGCUGUGGUGGCCCUAAUGCACUCCUAAAAGAUGCCUGGCUCCUCCACAUGGAUUCACCCCCUUGGAGGUGGCAGCAGCUGCAGGUUGAAAAUGAAGACCAUGGGGCCCCAGAGCUGUGGUGUCACCCAGCUUGCAGAGUGGGACAGUGUGUGGUGGUUUUUUCCCAGGCUCCGUCUGGCCGUGCACCACUCAGCCCAAGUCUUAACUCUCGGCCCUCCCCCAUAAGUGCCACACCCGCCCCUCUGGGCCCUGAACCGCCUUCCUUGCGCUCCCAGUCUCCUGUUCGGAGUGGGGCUGCCGGUGUCGUCUUGGGAGCCGUUGAAGAGGCUCCAUGUGUUAACGGUCGGUGGGGCACACUGAGACCUCGGCCCUCAGCCAGAGGAAGUGCCAGAGAUGGAAGUCCAUCUUCAUCUCAACAGCAGUCUCCUUCUCAAGGCCCUGACAGCCCUCCUCUUCCUCCGCUUCCUCCUUUAUUAAACGGAUCAUCCCCUUCCCCCAGGACCAGCCCGGCCCAGGCUGCGUCUCCUCCCUCCCGCCCUCACCUGCCUGCCUCCACAGACUAUGGUUGGGAGUCUCCCCCUUCUGCUGCUCACCCCCCUGAGGUGCCCAGCACUAACGGCCUGCAUACUCCUCCUUCAGGCUCUCCAUGUACGCCCCCAGGAGCAGUGUCCCCUGCUGCCUUGCGGCGAGGUCUAGAGGCAGUGAAAAACAAAUCUCCCCCAUCAUUACCAUCGUCGUCUUCAUCAUCUUCCCUUCAGACACAGGGGGCUUCUCAUGGAGGAGGGAGCAGUGGAGGAGGAGCAGGUCCUCCUAGCACCCCUCCAUCAUCCUCCAGCCCUCCACAGGCAGCAGGAGCUGAUGGACAUGCUAUACCACCUAUUGCACGGCGUCUUGGCCAUCACCCGCCUCAGAGCCUGAACGUAGGGAAACCUCUGUACCAGUCUCUCAACUGCAAGCCCAUGCAGAUGUACGUGCUGGACGUGUCCCGGGCCAAAUCUGCAGGGGUGGUUUCCUGGAGAGUUUAUGGGAACGGGACCCCUGCUGCAGUUACAGGGCCACCAGAGACCAGCCUUCACACAGUGGUACAGGGCCGAGGAGAGCUUAUCAUCUUUGGGGGCCUAAUGGACAAAAAACAGAAUGUGAAGUAUUACCCAAAAACCAACGCCUUGUACUUUGUUCGUGCUAAAAGGUAAUGCAGCACCAGGCAGGAUCGAGAAGACGGACGCUCCACCCUGUGACCUCACGAGGGACUUGACACACAAGGCCUUUUUCCCAUACAGAGGAUUAUGGGAAAAGAACAUAAUCAAUGUUAGAUGUUUCACUUCAGAAAUUCACUAUUCUCCCUUCUGCCUACUGCAAGCUUUCAAAAUACAACACUUUAACUACACUUUGAUAAAAAACAUUUGGUUGAAUGAGAAUACUGAACGUGUGUGCGUGUGUCUGUGUGUGUGCGUGCGUGUGAGUUAGUGACUGCAGUGGUUAAAGAGAACAGUUUUAUUUCUUGUUCUUCCGCAAAAGGUAAUCAACCAAACAAGAUUUCUGUUUUUCUGUCUCUCCUCUGAACUUUUGAGAGAGAGAACCCCCUAAGAACAGACCCAGUAAAAGGAUCAGUUGAAGACUACCUUGCUUUUUGUAUCACUCUUUAAACCUGCAAUGUUUACAUUGAUACUAGUGUGAGUGUGUGUGUAUGUGUUUGUGUCAUGUGUGCACGGUGGUGGUUCAAAGUUGUUGACUAAUGUGUGGGGGGGGGGCAAGGUGGGUGAGAGAUGUGGCACUGUACUAUAAAACAUAGUUGAACAAUAAAGGCCUCCAUGUCUCCUCUA
This is a messenger RNA of Notolabrus celidotus (New Zealand spotty), 2962 nucleotides long. It is a transcript of the gene fbxo42, whose product is annotated as F-box protein 42. The transcript is spliced from 10 exons. Gene Ontology annotation, molecular function: protein binding. The coding region runs from base 215 to 2332 and encodes 705 amino acids. The record is from RefSeq and is a predicted model, not a curated record. NCBI's taxonomy places the organism in Eukaryota, Metazoa, Chordata, Actinopteri, Labriformes, Labridae.